UACCCGAAAUUGAGGAGAAAAGGCCCGUGCCCUAUAAAUCACGCGAGUGCCCCCUCUCUCUUUUUCUUCCUCUCUCUCAUAAAACCGCUAGUUCUUGCAGAUUCGUUCUUUGCUCUGAUCUGAUGGCGACGGAGACGAAGCCGACGGCGACCGAGGACGCGAAGAUGGACCUUUUUGAGGAUGACGACGAGUUCGAGGAGUUCGAAAUUGAUGAAGAAUGGGAUGACAAAGAGGAAGGCAAGGAAGCCCUUCAGCAGUGGGAAGAUGACUGGGAUGACGAUGACGUCAAUGAUGAUUUCUCUCUGCAGCUGAGGACGGAACUGGAAAGUAACAACACCGAGAAGAAGUGAUCAGUUGCCUCCAAAUCCUACGCAAAUUUUAGUCUUUAUGUUAUUUCAGUAUUGAAGGAAAUGGAACAUGUGUCAUUGUAGUUAAAACACCUCUUUUUGGAUGUACUUUUAGUUACUUGCAACUUCAAUUCUCUAUUUACUCUCUUGGAAGCUGUCCA
Molecule: messenger RNA, 508 nt
Organism: Asparagus officinalis (garden asparagus)
Lineage: Eukaryota; Viridiplantae; Streptophyta; Magnoliopsida; Asparagales; Asparagaceae
Product: protein DELETION OF SUV3 SUPPRESSOR 1(I)-like
Exons: 2
Coding region: 123-350 (75 amino acids)
Biological process (GO): mRNA export from nucleus; double-strand break repair via homologous recombination; proteasome assembly
Cellular component (GO): proteasome regulatory particle, lid subcomplex; proteasome complex
Source: RefSeq, a predicted model, not a curated record